CCCGACCGACCCCUGAGGACACUGUCAUCUCUUCACGCUCUCCCUCUGCCCCCCCCUCCCGUCUCUGUGUCUCUGCUCCACCUCAAGGCCUUUGGGACCAAGAGCGCCGGUGGCGGUAUAGAGCCUUACCUGUCGGGUAUCAAAACGGGCAUUUUAUCAGGCCGAGCGGCCUCUCCUGCGGCGGCCUUCCCCCCUGGCCUGAGGAAGUACCCCAAGGAGGGGGCAAUGCCCUCCCUGACAGCCUCCUCAAGCCAAGCGAAAGCCCUCCUGGUGAGCCUGUCGGCCUCGGGCCUGAACGCCGAGGCCUUGCUCCUGUCCUCCGCCCUCCGUCACCACCGCCUCCUCCGUGAGCAGCGGGCCGCCGCCGCCGCCUCCUCUUCCUCCUCCCUGCCCCGGCCCAGCAGCCAGUCCUCCUCGCCGACUCCCACCGCCACCUCCUCCUCCGCCUCCUCCUCGCCCACCACGCCCACACCCUCCCUGUCCCCCUCCUCCCCCACCACCCUCAGCUCCUUCCCCCUCCGACCCGGCGGGUGUAGCCCGGACAGCGGUAAGCACGGUGGUGGCGAGUGA
Molecule: messenger RNA, 570 nt
Organism: Salarias fasciatus (jewelled blenny)
Lineage: Eukaryota; Metazoa; Chordata; Actinopteri; Blenniiformes; Blenniidae
Product: putative protein TPRXL
Exons: 1
Source: RefSeq, a predicted model, not a curated record